CUCUCUUUCGUACUGGUUCUUCUGUCGCUUUCUCCUCUCGCCCCCCGAACUCGGGAAGCGAAGAGCGGGGAACGCAAUACGCUGCCCGGCCCCCGGCCCGACCUCUCGCUCGGAAAGAGCUGGGGGCAGAUCUGCGCAGGCUCCGACGUGAGGGGAGCGGGGGGCAAAGCAAGAGAGGGCGGUGCACCCGGCGGGGUUCACCGAAGGCCGGACUCGUAGCGCGCUUGCGUGUGACCCGGAGCCGGACAGCCCCUGUUAGCCGAGCUGGAACUUCGCUGCUUGGCAGCAGGUGCCGCCCCUCCUAGCCCUCGUCCCCGGCCUCUCUCCCUGGCUGCCUCCGAACUUCAGGAACCUUCGAGGAGAUCUUUUGCACUUAAGUGGAAGUAAGCCCCGAAAGCAUUCUGAAUAAGGGAUCUGCUUCAGGACACCUCCAACUUUAAAAUGGCCUCUGCAGUAAUAAGUUCAGUUCCUACUACUGCUUCUCGAUUUGCUCUUUUGCAAGUGGAUAGUGGCAGUGGAUCAGAUUCAGAAUCUGGAAAGGGAAGAGGUGAGCGGAGUACUGGGAAAUCCCAAGCUUUGGGCAGCAAAUCAACCUCCAAUGAAAAGAAAAAAGAAAAGAGAAGAAAAAAGAAGGAACAGCAGCAAAGUGAAGCAAAUGAGCUCAGAAAUCUUGCCUUUAAAAAAAUUCCUCAAAAGUCUUCCCAUGGAGCCUGCUUGUCUCAACAUGAGCAAACAUCACAAGGUUCUGCACUGAAAGAUUCUCAGGAAGAAAAUUGGCAAGAGUGGAGACAAAAAGAUGAGCAGCUGACUUCUGAAAUGUUUGAAGCUGAUCUUGAAAAGGCUUUACUUCUAAGCAAACUGGAAUAUGAAGAACACAGAAAGGAAUAUGAAAAUGCUGAAAAUGCUUCUCCUCCUUCAAAAGCUGCACACAAGAAAGAGAAGAGAAAAAAUCAGCAGGGAAAAGACAAACCUCUCACAGUGUCUUUAAAAGACUUUCAGUCAGACAGUAAUAUAGAUUCUGUUUCCAAAAAGCAAGAGGAAUUGGUCUCACAUCCUUCCUUGCAUGAUGGAGGAUUCUUCAAUAGACUGGAAGACGAUGUACACAAAAUACUUACUAAAGAGAAAAGAAGAGAGCAAAUCACAGACUACAAUGGAAUGGAUAACAGUACAUCUCGUGACCCCACACAGGAUUUUUUCCUGAAGGAUGGAAGAAUAGAAAGACUAAAGCUGGAACUUGAAAAGAAAGAUGUAGAAAAUCAGCAACUAAAGAGUGUUAUCAAUCAGUGGGAGGCAAAGUAUAAAGAAGUAAAAGCACGGAAUGCACAGCUGUUGAAAAUGCUACAAGAAGGUGAAAUGAAAGAUAAAGCUGAAAUACUCCUUCAGGUUGAUGAAUCUCAGAGUAUUAAGAAUGAGUUGACCUUACAGGUAACUACUCUUCAUGCUGCAUUGGAACAAGAAAGAUCUAAAGUGAAAGUACUGCAAGCAGAAUUAACAAAAUAUCAGGGUGGAAGAAAAGGGAAAAGAAAUUCAGAGUCUGACCAGUGCAGGUGAUCAUAGAAAAAAAUAGAAUCUUCUUGAUCUUCAGGUUUUUUGCAAAGUGUAUAUUUCUACCUAGUGCUUAACUAUGCAGUUUUUUGGGAGUGGACAGCAGAAAGUUGAUCAACUAACAUUCUGAAUAUUUGUUGCACUUAAAGUGUAAAAAAGAGAAGCUGGAAACUAGUAUUACAGUUGAGCUCAAACUUUGUUUGUUCUAAUGCUACAUUUAGUUUUUCA
Molecule: messenger RNA, 1773 nt
Organism: Eublepharis macularius
Lineage: Eukaryota; Metazoa; Chordata; Lepidosauria; Squamata; Eublepharidae
Gene: GKAP1
Product: G kinase anchoring protein 1
Exons: 12
Coding region: 442-1551 (369 amino acids)
Biological process (GO): signal transduction
Cellular component (GO): Golgi apparatus
Source: RefSeq, a predicted model, not a curated record